Phoenix dactylifera (date palm) is the source of this 1047-nucleotide messenger RNA. It is a transcript of the gene GUN4, whose product is annotated as protein GENOMES UNCOUPLED 4. Gene Ontology annotation, molecular function: tetrapyrrole binding. The record is from RefSeq and is a predicted model, not a curated record. Lineage: Eukaryota; Viridiplantae; Streptophyta; Magnoliopsida; Arecales; Arecaceae. Gene Ontology annotation, biological process: chloroplast-nucleus signaling pathway. Gene Ontology annotation, cellular component: chloroplast.
UCCAUGCCUCCAUCCCCCACAUCCAUAAACUACAUCAUUCUCCACUCAAUCCCGCAAAUACCUUAUCCCUCCUAUCUCCCCUCGCGCCCUCUCUCCAUGGCCACCACCUCCCUGCAAUCCCUUUUUCAUCCCCACCACCACUCCUUUACCUCCACCCCUGACUCUUCCCUCUUCCUCAAACCCGCCACCACCCCAACCAAACUCCUCUCCAACCUCUCUUCCUCCUCCAUCACCACCACCCCAUCCUCUCCUAUCACUCCCACCACCACCACCUCCUCCUCCUCCUCCUUCGCUGUCAUCGCCCGUCACCUCGAGGCAAGCGACUUCCGGCAGGCUGACGAGGAGACGCGGCGCCUCCUCAUCGCCCUCGCAGGCGACGCCGCGCAGAAGCGCGGCUACGUCUUCUUCUCCGAGGUCCAGUUCAUCGACGCCGCCGACCUCCAGGCCAUCGACCGGCUGUGGCGCCUCCACAGCUCCGACCGCUUCGGCUACAGCGUGCAACGCCGGAUAUGGGAGAAGUCCCGCCGCGACUUCAGCCGCUUCUUCAUCCGCGUCGGCUGGAUGAAGCGCCUCGACACCGAGGUGGAGCAGUACACGUACAGGGCCUUCCCGGAUGAGUUCAUCUGGGAGCUCAAAGAUGAUACUCCUGAAGGCCACCUCCCACUGACCAAUGCUUUGAGAGGGACUCAGCUUCUUGCUCGUAUAUUGACGCACCCUGCUUUUGAGGAGGAGAGUUUAGAGGAGGAGGAGGAGGAGGAGAAAGAAGGUGAAGGUGGUGAGAAGGAUGUGGAGAAGGAGAGGCCCAAGCCUCUGAGCAAUACAAAAACCUUCAAACCAGAUUACUCCUUUUAAACAUGGUUUUGAAGGUCGGCAGCCUAUUUUAUUUUAAAUAAGCCUUCCAUGGCUGUCUAAUUAUUUCCAUUUCCUUUCUUUUUGGUAUUUUCGUUCUCUUAAACAUGGAUCAUGGGAGAACUUUGCUGGCUGUGAAUGGGUUGUUGCAUGUUGCAUGAAGUAUUAAUACAUAAAAUGUCAUCCAAUUACAGAGUU